AUGUUUGCACUACCAAAAGAAGCAGAGCAGAAAAUAGAGAGAAACCGCUUCCUCAUGGACAUGGUUGGCAGCGGAGCCCUGGAGAUCAUAGUGGUCUCUACACAAGAUGCAAACUACAUCGCGUCAAUGCAGAUACUUCUGGAUCUGCGGAAUAUAUUCCAAAAGCAGCUGCCUAACAUGCCAAAAGAGUAUGUCACGCGGCUGCUCUUUGACAUGAAGCACCGGUCGAUGGCAAUAAUUGAGAAAAAAGAAAACAAAGUCGUUGGGGGAAUAUGCUACCGCCUGUUCUACGAAGACUCGUUUGCUGAAAUAGUCUUCUGUGCAGUGAACAGCGACUCGCAAAUCAGAGGAUACGGAGAGUUCAUGAUGUCCAUGCUGAAGAAAACAGUUGCUUCUGAUUUUGCAGAGACAGCCGCGAUGAAAAAAGAAGAGUUUAGCGGCCCAAUCUAUCUGCUUACGUACGCAGACAACUACGCAAUAGGAUAUUUCAAGAAGCAGGGGUUUACAAAACAGAUCACAUUCAUAAACUGGAAGGGCAGAAUAAAAGACUACGAGGGCGGCACUCUCAUGCAGGGCAAGAUUCUGCCGGAAGUAGAGUACAAAGACAUAUACAAAAUGCUGAUAGAGAGAAGAGAAAAGCUGCAGAAAAUUGCAAAAAAAGCAUAUCCCGGCAUGCACAAAGAGUACGUGCUCCCAGACAGCGCAAAGAAGGUCGAAGAGAUUCCAGGGCUGCUAGAGGCAGGCUUUACAAAGAAAAUAGAGAAGUCUUUGGAGUGCAAAGGAAGCUUGAAAGAGCUUCUUCUGUAUCUGUGCUAUGAGCUGAAGAGACACAACACAUCCUGGCCUUUUUUGGAGCCUGUCAACAUGGAAGACGUGCAGGACUACUACACUGUGAUAAAGCACCCAAUGGACUUCCAAACCAUCCAGAGGAAAAUAGAAGCAGACCAGUACAAAACCUUUGAAGAAAUGGACUCAGACGUGCAGCUGAUAAUCAACAACUGCUACACAUACAACCCUGCAGGCUCCCAGUAUGCCAAAUGCGCCAAGUCACUCAACGAUUUCUACCAAGACAAAGUCCAGUGGUGCAGACAAGCCCUCUCCCAGAGGAGAUAG
Messenger RNA from Nematocida minor, 1113 nucleotides. RefSeq names its product histone acetyltransferase. Bases 1 to 1113 code for a protein of 370 amino acids. The transcript has a single exon. The record is from RefSeq and is a predicted model, not a curated record. Gene Ontology annotation, cellular component: histone acetyltransferase complex. Lineage: Eukaryota; Fungi; Microsporidia. Gene Ontology annotation, molecular function: histone H3 acetyltransferase activity; protein binding. Gene Ontology annotation, biological process: chromatin remodeling; positive regulation of transcription by RNA polymerase II.